Messenger RNA from Histoplasma mississippiense, 1326 nucleotides. RefSeq lists its product with no specific name. The record is from RefSeq and is a predicted model, not a curated record. The transcript is spliced from 3 exons. Lineage: Eukaryota; Fungi; Ascomycota; Eurotiomycetes; Onygenales; Ajellomycetaceae. The coding region runs from base 1 to 1326 and encodes 441 amino acids. Gene Ontology annotation, molecular function: oxidoreductase activity, acting on paired donors, with incorporation or reduction of molecular oxygen; iron ion binding; monooxygenase activity.
AUGCCUCACAAAGACCUAGCGUGGGUGCUUGCCCAACCGCCAAAUAUUAUAAGCAUUCGACAUGCCUAUAACGACAUCAAUGGAAUCAAAAGGAGCUUAGGAAGUAGCAAGUAUAUGCUUGACAAUUGGCAGGGUAUGCUAGUAUCGAAAGAACUUAAUAAAGUGUUGGACGGUAUUGUCCUGUCGUUGAACGAUGAAUUGAAGUAUGUGUUGGAGUCUCGGCUUGGACGAGAUACCGUGGAUUGGAAAGUCCUGGAUCUGCAGCAAACAGUGCAAAUGAUGAUAGUGCAGGCAACGAGUCGCUUCCAUGUUGGAAAACCGCUCUGCCGCAAUGAAGAGUACCUCCACCUUAUCUUGAACAUCAUGGACGAGAUGAUUUUUAGUGCUGCUGUAACUGGCGCAUUCCCGGCCAUCCUACAGCCUCUGAUUAAUCCUGUUGCAAGCUGGAGACUUCGUCGACUGAUAUCUCGGGUUCGAGAGUUAAUAGAGCCUCGUUUCGUAGAGUGUAUGGCACAUGACACCGCCGAUGACAAGUGUACUGAUUUUUUUCAAAUGUUGUUUCGAUUCGCGCGAAAGGAGCGGCCUGACGAACUCAAUAUCUGGGAUCUGACCAACCGCCUUUGCAUGGCCAACUUUGAAGCGAUUCAUCAGACCAGCAUGGCUAUCACAAACAUAAUCCUAAAUAUCGUUUCCUCGGAUGCGGAGUAUGACACCAUUUCAAUACUCCGUAAGGAAACUACUGCUCACUUGGGGUGUGGGAGCGGUGAUUCCGGAGAAUACCUCGACGAUGACACAAAGUGGACAAAGGCUAAGAUUGCGAAACUGGUCAAGGCUGACAGCAUUGCCCGCGAGACGAUGCGGCUCCAUUCCUUUGCAAACCGCGGACUCUUUCGCAAGGUCAUGGCGGAUGGCGUUCAGACAGAGGAUGGUAUCUCUCUACCUAAAGGCAGCAUUCUGUCAUUCUUAUCGCAACCUCUACACACCGAUGGUGACAUUUUCGGAGAUCCUUUAAAAUUCGAUCCCUGGAGAUUUUCCCGGGCAAGGGAGCAGUGUGAAAGUGCCACGGCAAGCCCAGCAACCGUCGAAGCUGCCGGAACACAUUCGCUGGUAUCUACUUCCCAGUUGCUGUCUUUUGGCCGGGGUCGCAACGCCUGCCCUGGACGGUUUCUUGUCGAUUUUGAAGUCAAGAUGAUUGUUUCGUGCCUUCUUCUCAAAUAUGACAUUCGCUUCCCUGAAGAAUAUGGCAACCAGAGACCGCAGAAUAGGUGGCUUGCCGAAGCUUCAGUCAUCCCUAAAGAUGCCAAAGUUAUGGGUGACGCCAAGUGA